GCAUGACCUGCGUAUUGAUUUUCUCAGCGUGAAGCCAUUUCUAAUCUGUUUUACACAGUUGGCAUGGCACAGCUAGAAUAAAGCCGAACCAACCUUCAGAUGGCUGCAGUAGAUUCAGUCAAACUCUUGGUGAAUCAAAUGACGAGCGAUUUGCAAAACUAUAGUUCGUUUGCGUGGAACUUAUUGUCGGUGAUCGGUGCGUGGUACACCUUAAAGUAUUCCGUUAAAUUCUGCUGUUGGUUCAUAAGUUGCUGCAAAUGCGCUCAUAAAUAUUGGCGAAAGAGAAAUUUCGUAAAAGAAUACGGAAGAUGGGCAGUUGUUACUGGAUGUAGCAGUGGAAUUGGGAAGCAAUUUAUGCACAAACUCGCAGAACAUGGACUUAACAUUAUUCUGGUUUCAAGAAAUAAAGAUUGCCUUGAAGAAGAAGCCAAAUUUAUUGAAACUGCCUACGGAGUCCAAACCUUGCUUGUAGUUCAAGAUUUAGAGAAUCUGACGCCAGAAAUAACACAGAAGAUUCAAGAUAGGAUAAACGAGCUAGACAUUGGAAUUCUAAUCAAUAAUGCUGGGUUGCAUGAAUCACCAAAGAGUUUUACUGAGGUUGAGAUAUCAAGCUUACAUGCCAUGGUUCAAGUUAACAUGAACGCUGUUGUUGCCAUGACAGCUGCAGUGCUGCCGGGUAUGUUGUCACGGCAACGUGGUCUGAUUGUUAACAUGUCGUCAGGUGGUGGAAUGUUUCCGGUCCCGCUUAUUUCCCUUUAUUCAUCAACAAAGGCAUUUGUGGACCACUUUUCUCAAGCUUUACACUAUGAAGUGGCAUCUAAAAACAUUCAUGUUCAAUCUCUCACACCAAUGUACAUCUCGACGAGGAUGACCGAUUACUCCACAACAAUCAACAGCAACAAAUUCUUCACUCCUUCAGUUGAAACUUAUGUUAAACAUGCUUUACCUACGUUAGGACGCUUCCGAAGUAACACAGGAUACUUUCCACAUACCAUACAGUGUUACUUUGCAAUGCUGUGUCCACGAUUUCUCGUUGUUAAGUUUUCACACCGAAUGCAGUUAAAUUUGCAAAAGGAAGCAGCUAGCAUACAGAAGAAAGCUAAAUAAUUCUAUUUUAAAAAGUGCUUUUGUAUAAUUUUUGUGAUUAUCAGCAGUCAUUUUUAAGCUUAAAUCACUGUUUAAUGUAUGCAGUUGUAUUAUAUUAUGACUACUCUUGCAUGAUUUGUUUUUAUGUUGCUGUGAUUACCACAUAAUGUAGUGAAACUAAUUGUUGUGUUUGUGCAAUACAUUCUAACCCUACUAAUUAGUCCAGUGCUGUGUGGCUCAAUGGUUAAGCGCUUGCAUUGUAACCGAAGAAUACAGGAUUCAAAA
This is a messenger RNA of Ciona intestinalis (vase tunicate), 1371 nucleotides long. The record is from RefSeq and is a predicted model, not a curated record. NCBI's taxonomy places the organism in Eukaryota, Metazoa, Chordata, Ascidiacea, Phlebobranchia, Cionidae.